Molecule: messenger RNA, 1924 nt
Organism: Paecilomyces variotii
Lineage: Eukaryota; Fungi; Ascomycota; Eurotiomycetes; Eurotiales; Thermoascaceae
Product: histone deacetylase HosA
Exons: 1
Coding region: 189-1658 (489 amino acids)
Molecular function (GO): histone deacetylase activity
Source: RefSeq, a predicted model, not a curated record
AAUAAUCCAUAGCAUUCUCCAGCCACAGUCCCCAAACGGCUAGCCAGCCUCACGUGGCGUUUCGCCCCGCCACUGGCCGAGUCUCCGCCGAUCGUGAAGUCCGGCGAUGAUUUGGACGAGAUCUCGAUUUCUCUCUUCUAUCUAUCUACGUAUCGAUACUAUCCUCCCUCCAACCUCUCGCGCCCGCCAUGGCGCGCUCAUCUGUCGUCCAGGAAUACGCACCACCUCCGCGCUCAACCACCUUGACCGUCGACAGCAAAGUCGCCCAUGAACGCCAGCACACUGCGAUCCCGCGCCCCAAGGGGUAUCGAGUAUCAUGGCACGCCAACCCGGCCGUCGAACCGCAUCAUUUCGGCCAGUCGCAUCCGAUGAAACCGUUUCGACUGACCCUCACAAAGCAGCUGGUCAUGGCCUACGGCAUGCACCAUGCGAUGGACCUGUAUCUAACCCGAGCAGCGACCUACGAAGAGAUGGCCGAUUUCCAUAAUCCCGACUACCUCGACUUCCUCAAGACCAUCAUCCCGUCGGACAUGCAGUCUGCUGAGCAGAGCGAUAACCUCGCCCGGUUCAAUUUCGGAGACGAUUGUCCCGUCUUCGAUGGCUUGUAUAACUACGCCUCGCUCUAUGCCGGCGGCACUAUCGACGCGGCGCGCAAGCUAUGCAAUAAUCAGUCUGAUAUCGCGAUUAAUUGGUCGGGAGGUCUUCAUCAUGCGAAGAAGGCUGAAGCCAGUGGCUUCUGCUACGUCAAUGACAUCGUCCUGGGCAUCCUACAGCUGCUACGCCAUCAUCCGCGCGUCAUGUACAUCGACAUCGACGUCCACCAUGGCGAUGGCGUCGAACAGGCCUUCUGGUCAACAGAUCGCGUCCUCACCGUCUCCUUCCACAAAUACGACAAGGACAAUUUCUUCCCAGGAACAGGCGCCCUCGACAGUAAUGGUCCCGCGCAUCCUCUGAACCCAGGCGCGCAUCACGCGCUGAAUGUACCCCUCAACGACGGGAUCGAGGAUGACGACUACAUCGCGCUCUUCAAAGAGAUCAUCGGAUCAUGCAUCUCGACUUUCAAACCAGGCGCCAUCGUCCUGCAAUGCGGCGCCGACAGUCUGGGCUGCGACCGUCUCGGCUGCUUCAGCCUGAACGUCCAAGCCCACGGCGCCUGCGUCGCGUACGUCAAGACAUUCGGUAUCCCUCUCCUCGUCGUCGGCGGCGGUGGCUACACCCCCCGUAACGUCUCUCGAGCCUGGGCCCACGAGACCUCCAUCCUCAUCGACGCCGCCAACAUCAUCGACCCCAACAUCCCCGAAGCAGUCACUUUCCGCAACCACUUCGGUCCAGACUACAGCCUCUUUCCCCCUCUCUCCGACAUGCGUCGGAUCGAAAAUAAGAACUCUCGCGCCUACCUCGCCAAUCUCGUUCGAACCAUCAAGGAGAAACUCCGUUACAUCCAAGGCGCCCCCAGCGUGCAAAUGAGCUUCAUCCCACCCGAUAUCCUCGGGAUCCGGGAAGACAUGGAAGAGGAGAUCAAAGAAGAACAACGAAUGCUGGAGGACGAGCUCGAAGACCGCGAAGGAGGCGGCACCCGCACAACCACAACGAAUUCUGGUCGUCGACGGCGAGAUCUCGAGCGCGGUGCUGGCACAAGAGGUGAAUUGUACUCUUGAGAAGAGAAUAAACCCUAUUGCAAAAUUAUGGGUCUGGUUUUGGUUAUCUGCAUAAUACGCUCUUCUUCGUCUUGGUGUCACAAAAAACUGGCGUUUUGGUACAUUCGAGCCACGGCGUUCACUUGUCUGAAAGAUUCUUACUUUUUUUGCUUGGCGAUUAUUCCUUGAAGCAUGGCCUGUCGAUAUCUCUUUUGAGUAGUGGGGCUAUUGUCAUAUACUGUACAUACAUACGUGCGCUGCAUAUUAUAUUCUAGACACUGAUACCU